Messenger RNA from Cordyceps militaris CM01, 363 nucleotides. RefSeq lists its product as uncharacterized. NCBI's taxonomy places the organism in Eukaryota, Fungi, Ascomycota, Sordariomycetes, Hypocreales, Cordycipitaceae. The transcript is spliced from 2 exons. The record is from RefSeq and is a predicted model, not a curated record. The coding region runs from base 1 to 363 and encodes 120 amino acids.
AUGUCGCCUAUCAGGCCGCGACGAUGCCCACAUCUCGCGAUUAACAACAGACACCCCCCUCCACCUCGGUCCUUUGCGCCCCUCCCAACGCGUGGAGAGGAACUGGGCAACAAGCUCGGUACCCCGCAAUCUUCGCGCGCGCGCCGUACUGCCGGGUUUCGGACUCAUCCCGUCGCAACAUCCUCCAGUUUCAGAUUGACGUUACCAAGGCCCCAAGACAUCAGAACAUCGCGCAACGCCAAGUCUGAUCCACGUAUUGCCAAGAUCCAUGAUAUCUCGCCGCAGAGCGUCGGUGUAGGAUUUCUUACUACCUACCCAGACGUCCCUCGUGCACAACGCAAGUCAUCAACAGAAUUCUUGUAG